Messenger RNA from Saccostrea echinata, 519 nucleotides. RefSeq lists its product as uncharacterized. Lineage: Eukaryota; Metazoa; Mollusca; Bivalvia; Ostreida; Ostreidae. The transcript is spliced from 4 exons. The coding region runs from base 34 to 450 and encodes 138 amino acids. The record is from RefSeq and is a predicted model, not a curated record.
CAACUUUAGCAGUUGUUGAUUAUCUUAUACAAAAUGAUUUUUCACGUGGCUGUUUUCACCAGCUGGCUGUUUUCACUGUGUUUAGUAACAGCUGGAGUGGGGAAAGAUGAAAAAUUCUACGAUUGCGACGUCUUCUCGAAUGAGGAUAGCACCCCAAAGAAGAAUGCUUACUGUUUCAAGGACAUGAAUGAUGACAACUUUUAUUGUAAGACCUGGACAUGCCAAUCUCCGCCUUGUUCCCCUGACCUUCAAAGGACCCAAAUGGGUGACUCCUGUCCCAUUUGUGAUGGUACAUGCACCGUGGAGGGACGAAUCAUCAGCGUCGGCAAAACGGUCGCGUGUGCUGAUGGUGUCAACAGGUGUUGGUGUAUCGGUACCGGAGUGGUCAUCUCUACACGAAUGUUAACCAACAAAUAUGCGCUCUGUGGUGUUGAUGACAAUAACAGCUGAAUGUAGAACAUUUUUUCAUGAUCAUGUGCUUGGAUAUAUUAUUAAAUAAUUAAAAGUAUGUAGCAUGAA